AACUCUGAGGUCGUCCUGGUCUCUGGUGGACACCAUGAACUACGUGGGCCAGCUGGCAGGUCAGGUGCUUGUGACCGUCAAAGAACUGUACAAGGGCAUAAAUCAAGCCACUCUAUCGGGCUGCAUCGACGUUGUAGUCGUCCGUCAGAGAGAUGGAACGUACCAGUGCUCACCAUUUCACGUGCGCUUUGGCAAGCUGGGCGUGCUGCGCUCCAAAGAGAAAGUAAUUGACAUUGAAGUGAAUGGGGAGCCUGCAGACCUGCACAUGAAGCUGGGGGACAAUGGAGAGGCCUUCUUUGUCCAAGAGUCUGAGGAGCAGAAUCAAAUUGUCCCUGCACACCUGGCCACCUCCCCGAUCCCCACUGAGAGUCACCUGUUCUGGAUCUCAGAGGUGGAGCACAGGACACCAAAAGAUCUGGAGGAUGACCCUGCAGACCCAGAGGACCCUCCCGAGCCUCCUGCUCCCAGCACUGUGUCCACAAAAAAGAAGAAGAAACGCAGGAAGAAGCACAAGGGAGACCCUCGAAGAGAAGAGCUGACCCCACCCAUGUCGGUCACUACUGGUAAUGCUAUUGCUGCUAAUGCGAUUGCUGCUACAUCUGCUCCUCUGUCUAAUACUGGGCAGAAUGAAGAGAUCUUUGAGAUGGACAUGAGCUCUGAUGAGGAGGCUGCAGCACAUGUCUCUCGGUCCCCUUCAGUGAGCACAAUGCGUGACAUUGACCCAAAAUUACCUGCAGCUAGACACAGUCUUGAGGAGUAUCCCUUGUCUGAUGGUGACUGGCAUGCAAAUGACAGUCACGGCUUUUCACAGGCCUUCUCCCCAAAGAGUGACUCUGAACUGCUCAUCAGGCCUUCAGAGAGUAUGCUCCGAGCAGAGUCCCACAUGCAGUGGACCUGGGGAGAAUUCCCAGAAACAACUAGGGUCACCAAGAAAGAUAAACCAGAACCACUAAAAAGGGUGACCAUCACCCCGUCAGAGAGCACACACUUCCGCGUCAUUCUCAGUUCCGAGGCCAUGGAGAAUGAGACGGAGAUCGAAAAGGAAGAUGGCGGCUCCCCACUGUGCACUAUUGUCAAGCCUCAGCCACGCACCCCUGUCACCCCUGUCACCCCUGUCACCACUGUAACACCAAUGAAUCCUCUCACCUCAGUCAGUACCAUUAGUCCUAUAACCCCCACAGAACCCCUGGAUGUCCUGCCUUCCAGUGUGGCAACCUCCACCCCAUCCAACAGCCAACAGUUGAGUGAUUCACCCUCUAAGAAGAAAGGUGUCCCGAAGAGGAGUCAGCAUCAGGGUCCUGAGGAUAUCUACCUAGAUGAUUUGAAUGUCCUUGAACCUGAUGUUGCUGCAAGAUAUUUUCCCAAGAGUGAGUCGGAUGCAGCCUCUAAGCACUGGAUGGACUCUGACAUGCGCUCUGGAUCACAGUCCCCUCAGUCAGUGGGUAGUGCUGCAGCAGAUAGUGGGACAGAGUGUUUAUCUGACUUGGCCAGUGACCUCCCUGAUGUUACCUUAUCUCUGUGUGGAGGCCUCACAGAAAAUGCAGAGAUAUCCAAAGAAAGGUUCAUGGAGCAUAUCAUCACCUAUCACGAAUUUGCUGAAAAUCCGGCAAUUAUAGAUAACCCCAACUUAGUAGUUAAGAUAGGAAAUAGGUAUUAUAACUGGACACUAGCUGCACCCUUGAUUUUAAGUCUACAAGCAUUUCAGAAGAAUCUACCAAAGGCUACAGAGGAGGCCUGGGUGAAGGAGAAAAUGCCAAAGAAGUCUGGCCGCUGGUGGUUCUGGCGAAAGAGAUCAGACAGUACAAUCAAGCAGUCUGAAACCAAGCUUGAAACCAAGGAUGAGUCUCUUUUGGAGGAAGAAGGGCCCUCCGUAUCUCAGGAGAAGCUGGCCUUAUCGCCUAAAGCAGGAGAUUCAUCCAGCGAUGAGGAGGCCAAGGAGGUGAGCGCUGCAUCCUGUCAAGAGAGACUGCAGCCAGUCGAAGGCCACCACCACCCCAUCCCCCACACUUACAGGAAGUCACUACGCCUCUCUUCUGAUCAGAUAGCCAGUCUGAAAUUGAAGGAGGGACCGAAUGAUGUGACGUUCAGCAUCACCACUCAGUACCAGGGCACAUGCCGCUGCGAGGGCACCAUCUACCUGUGGAACUGGGACGACAAAGUCGUUAUCUCUGACAUUGAUGGCACCAUCACCAAGUCAGAUGUGUUUGGACAGAUCCUGCCACAGCUGGGGAAGGACUGGACCCACCAAGGCAUUGCCAAGCUUUACCACUCAGUCGCUGAAAACGGCUACAAGUUCCUAUACUGCUCAGCUCGAGCUAUAGGCAUGGCAGACAUGACGAGAGGAUACCUGCACUGGGUCAAUGAUGGAGGCACCAUCCUGCCACGUGGACCCCUCAUGUUGUCUCCCAGCAGCCUUUUCUCCGCCUUUCACAGGGAGGUUAUCGAGAAGAAGCCCGAGAUCUUCAAGAUUGAAUGCCUUACAGACAUCAAGAACCUGUUCCAGCAUAACAAGCAGCCAUUCUACGCCGCCUUUGGGAAUAGAGCUAAUGAUGCGUUUGCCUAUAAGGAGGUGGGAGUUCCUGUGUGUAGGAUUUUUACAGUUAAUCCCAAGGGAGAGCUGAUCCAGGAGCAGACCAAGGGCAACAAGUCUUCUUACGGCAGACUCAGCGAGCUGGUGGAGCACGUGUUCCCUCUGUUGAACAAAGAGCAGAACCAGGCCUUUGUCAUGCCCGAGUACAGCUCCUUCUGUUACUGGAGACAGCCCAUACCAAACAUCGACCCAGAUGAACUGCUCUGAUCCGGCACAUGUGGAUACCCCAGGUAUACGUACACAUUCAAGACUGUGCACUGGACUGGAAACCACGUGUCCCGUCUUUGCUCCAGAAUACUUGGACACACAAAAUUUUGGUUCACUUUAAUUACCGAUUAUAGAUGAAGUGGAAGUGGUUUCCAGACCGGCAAAUCCUGAUUGAUAGUCGCUGAAAGGUCUCAUCCCACGCAGAAAGGAGUCCCCAAGUAAAAUCCUUAUUCUUAUUUCCUGAUGCCUGUGAAGGCAGCAUAGUCACGUGAACUCUCUGUGGUGCACUGCACAGGGACAGAGAUCUGAAGUCUUUUUGUCUAAAACCUUCAGCAGAGAGGAUGAUCAUCUUUUCCGGGGAGCAACAGAGGACCAUUAUCCAGCAGCACUCACGGAAGAAUUUCUUUUUUCCUUUUCCUUAUCUUUGGAAAUCUCUACGGAAGUGAGGUCUAACAUUCAAAGUGUUAAGAGACACACUGUUAAUUAAAACAGGAAAUGCAGUUAACAUGUUAAAAAAAAACAAAAACAAAACAGCAGUCGUGUGCUGGAAGUAUUUGCUGAGGCUGCUGCGUUUGCGAGACACAGGUACGCAAUCAUUCUUUGUAGUUUUCUGUUGUUAAAAACUAAGUGAAGCAGUAGAGAACAGGAAACACACUCCACCAACUAUGAGCUCUUCAGACUGCAGUGAUGAGCCGACGCUGGUGAACUCACACACAUUUCAUAUUUGGUCUCGUUUGUUAAUAUUCAAGGUUGUACCUGGGAUUUAUUUUUCUCAACAAGUAUGUGAAAGGAAAAAAAAAGAAGAAAAAUGAACAACAUGAAGCAGCUUCAUAUAAUAUUGUCUUGCUGUUAUUUUAAUGUUUAUUCUGUUAAAAACGAGCUCUGGCGGCUUAAGUAUGUUUGUGUCAACGGUGCAGUCAUUAUUUAUGAUAAUUGAAAUGUCUAAGUUAUUGAUUUCUAUUGUGACGUCUUUUUGCUCGUUUGCUCGGAAAACAGGAAUCACAUAAUGCAAAAAUGUGGAAAUGCGUCAAAUUGUAUUUUGGACGUUUGGUCACAGGUUACCAUGCACUUAACAGGAACAGCUAGGCCUUUUAUGAACUCUCGAUUUUUAUUUUUGGGUGUGUCUUGGAUCCCGUUUUUCAUGGUGACCUCCUUUUCCUCGUUUAACAAUGAACCUCUCAACAUGUGAUCGACACAUUCCCGAGCAAACCUCGGAACCUGCAGCUUUAGUAUUAAAAAUGGGAGUAAAAUGUAAAGGGAAUAUGUUGGAAUAGUGGAAAUAAGAU
Messenger RNA from Solea senegalensis (Senegalese sole), 4083 nucleotides. It is a transcript of the gene lpin2, whose product is annotated as lipin 2. Gene Ontology annotation, biological process: cellular response to insulin stimulus; positive regulation of transcription by RNA polymerase II; triglyceride biosynthetic process. Lineage: Eukaryota; Metazoa; Chordata; Actinopteri; Pleuronectiformes; Soleidae. Gene Ontology annotation, molecular function: phosphatidate phosphatase activity; transcription coactivator activity. Gene Ontology annotation, cellular component: endoplasmic reticulum membrane; nucleus; cytosol. The transcript has 20 exons. The record is from RefSeq and is a predicted model, not a curated record. Bases 35 to 2797 code for a protein of 920 amino acids.